Molecule: messenger RNA, 872 nt
Organism: Fusarium verticillioides 7600
Lineage: Eukaryota; Fungi; Ascomycota; Sordariomycetes; Hypocreales; Nectriaceae
Product: small nuclear ribonucleoprotein F
Exons: 2
Coding region: 283-552 (89 amino acids)
Biological process (GO): spliceosomal snRNP assembly; mRNA splicing, via spliceosome
Cellular component (GO): U1 snRNP; catalytic step 2 spliceosome
Molecular function (GO): RNA binding
Source: RefSeq, a predicted model, not a curated record
AAUCGGAUGUUCUAAAUGGUUUGUGGCAGAACACAAGCCUUGAAUUCAACAGUUCAUCCAUCUACCUCUAAUGUUGUAUGUACCCCUGUUCAUGAUGGGGCGAAUUCGAUCGUACCCACCUAGGGACAGUUAGCCGAAGAUAAGCCGAUAGAGUCUAGCAAAUUCCUCCUCAGGCACGUAGUGCUAAACCCAUUACGCUUGACGCGCCUGUCGUUUUGCAGCCACCAGAAAGCUCACUCAUCACCUCAAAUCCGACCCUCAAACUCAUCGCAACCAUUCAAGAUGAGUUUCGUCCACCUAAACCCUCGCCCCAUGCUCGAGAAGCUUGUCGGGAACCCAGUCCUUGUUCGUCUAAAAUGGGGUGAGGUAGAGUACAAGGGAACGCUGGUAUCCAUCGACAGCUACAUGAACAUUCAACUCUCCGGCACCGAAGAGUACAUCGAGGACAAGCCUACUGGAUCACUAGGCCAAGUGUUGAUCAGGUGUAAUAACGUGCUGUGGGUGCGCGGUGCGGAUGCAGGAAGCGAUGCUGAUGCCGCUAUGACCGGUUAGUUUGCGUGAGUGGUGAAGGAACUGGGAGAGGGAGAGGAAUGCGACACGAUGCCCUUGAAGUUUGGAUUGGUCUGAUAACAAGUCUGCUUCCCGUGGUCGACGCGACACCGCCUUUUCAACCAUCAUCAAGCCUGUAUCACAAGCCGGAAUCAUGUAUUCACAGACACCUCGUUGCGAGGAAGCAAUUGUCGACUUGUUUUCAAAUCUUUAAACUAAACUUGGGGCAGACGGCCUAUGACGGUUCACAGUUUGGCAAUAUUUGCUAUAGUCACGAUCUAAUUAUAAACUGUGAAGAUUACUUUUGUGUGUCAAGAAACAUG